AUGACUAUGAAUGCUAAUACUCAAGAGGAUAUGUCAGCCUAUUUAGCACUGGAAAAACAAAUUACUGAAGUUGUUCCUAAAAAUAAAACUCCAUAUACUUCUGCUUCAAUGAAACGAUCACGCAUGCCAGUUACUUCAAAGGCAAAUUUUUUAAGGAAAGGAGUUCAUCAUGAACGAUUAGGAGUUCAACUUAACGAAGCUCGAACAGAAUUUACAAGUCUCGCUGAGCAGACAUGCGAGGCGACAGAGGUGCUAGCGCAGGCCGAAAAGUUACGGGCAGAGGCAGCCUUAAUACAAGCAGAAAAUAAUCGUAUACAAACUGAAUUCUCCGCACUAUGGCAGAAAAUGACAAAGCAAGGAAUGAAAUUUUACUUCGUCUUGUAAAUACUUUAGAUUUAAUUGUU
Molecule: messenger RNA, 404 nt
Organism: Trachymyrmex cornetzi
Lineage: Eukaryota; Metazoa; Arthropoda; Insecta; Hymenoptera; Formicidae
Exons: 4
Coding region: 1-384 (127 amino acids)
Source: RefSeq, a predicted model, not a curated record